AUGAAGGCAAUUGCUUUGGAUCCUGAUGAUACAAGGAAAAUGUCUAGGAGGUUUAUUGUUGGUGGUUUAGCUGGUAAUUUAUAUUUAAAUUCGAAGAAAUGGUUGGGCUAUCGAGACCAGGUUUUGCACUCUGGUGAAGGUUCAAUACAUGCUCUGAAGUGGAGAGCAAAUCUUGUUGCUUGGGCGGAUGAUGCAGGAGUGAAGGUGUAUGAUACUGCCAAGGACCGGCGAAUAACAUUUAUCGAAGCUAAGAUUGAUACUGCCAAUGCCCAAAAGCCCAACUUCCAACACCUACAUUAUUUUUGGUGA
This is a messenger RNA of Lathyrus sativus (Indian pea), 309 nucleotides long. The record is from the annotation of a GenBank genome assembly. NCBI's taxonomy places the organism in Eukaryota, Viridiplantae, Streptophyta, Magnoliopsida, Fabales, Fabaceae.